Messenger RNA from Sclerotinia trifoliorum, 7334 nucleotides. Lineage: Eukaryota; Fungi; Ascomycota; Leotiomycetes; Helotiales; Sclerotiniaceae. The record is from the annotation of a GenBank genome assembly.
AUCUCAUCGCAUCCUUUUGAUGUAUUGUGUACCUUCAUCAUAGCCUCUGUUCGCACCUACUUAUUCUGUACUCAAAUCAAUUCUACCGUUUGGUUAGACAAUACCAUUUUAAAUGUGCUCGUGCUCAAUCUACUCCGUACUUGCAUUUAACAAUUACACCCACCAUCCACCAUCCACCAUCCACCAUCCACCAUCCACCAUCCACCAUCCACCAUCUUUCAGUCCGUAGUUUCUCCCGUUUCUUUUCAUCUCACGGCCCCCCUGGCUUAUUAUUAUUAUUACUACUUAUCUUUUGGUUCCUGGUCUACGGAGUAUACUAUACAACGGACGUUCCCCCUACCUAACCUUUAUAAUUCUAGUAGAUUUACUCCCUGGUCCCUACGCCUACGUUCCACAACGUGAAAGUACCCACUGAAACCUCUCAUCCUCGCCCUGAAAGCUUCACAAGGCCCCAAGGCAAAAGCUUCUCACGAAUCGAGGCCACUUCAAUUCAUCCAUUCAUUCAUUUUCAUUCAUUCCAUCAAACCUCCUCCUUCUCCACCAUCACCCUCCUCCCCCGACCUCACCACUCUCUCUCUAUAUCUCCCACCCCGACUCCUCAUCAGGAAAAUCAACCAACAAAUCGAAAUCGAAAGCGAAAGCGAAUUCAAAAGUACAAGCUCCUGAUACGAAUUUCUCUCUCAACGAAGAUUGUCAACGCCUUUAAUUUGUGAUAGCCUCCGGAGGCUUAUGGAUAAUGGUCGCUCGUAGAUGAUUUGGUUUCGAUUCGAAGUUGUGCAAGGAGGAUAUACCCAACCAAAAAACAAUUGACGACUUUUCGUCACGACACUCAUUUAAGACUCGCUCUUUGCUCAUACAUCCACGAUCUGGUAGAAUUUUAAUUUAAGAAGUGAGUCGAUAUUCGUUCACACCAAAAUAUUGAAUUGUUUGUUUGAGGGGAAAUGUUGGUUUGACUUGAAUGAUGACCGUCUUUUUACCAAAUAUGGGGUUGCGAUAUCAAUUCGAUAUCAAUUCGUUCGCAAAGUCUCGUCCCAUUAAGAUUUAUGCUGAUCAUUCAUGCGAUAUUCACUAUGUUGACAUACUAAUGGCAAUCAUCAAUAGAUACAAUCUUUGACAUUUAUUGUCAAGUACACUCGUUAUUACUUAUUCGCCCUGACAGUUAGUCUUCCGUCUUCAAUCUUCAAUCGUCAACCUUCAAGCUUGAUGGCCGCGGCCAUUCUCCUCUAACCAACGCCAUCAACAUUGUCGUUCUUUACUUGGAGCUUCAACUAAUUUAUGUUCAGAUCGAACUAAACUUACGUCCAAUACUUUCAAAUACUAAUAUCUCAAUAAUAAACUCGAAUUUAUUUGAGAUAACUUCCAAUUAUGCAUACACCUUCGUUAUUCUUGGCCUCUGUGGUCAUUCUUUCCUCAUUUGCUUCCGCAGAGGGGGAUCGACCAAAAUAUUACUUUCCACGAGAAAUCAAAAGACAAAUUUAUUCGAACAAUACGGUUACGAGCAAUGUUCCAGCUCAAACUUCAAAGACACAGGAUGACUCCACAACUACGUCUUCAUCCCUAUCAACCACAAGUUCGCAAUCGGAUGAUGGGGCUCAGGAUACUACGACAAAUAAAAGGGCAUCUUCUUCUUCAAGUAAUACUUUCUUGGAUUCACUUUCAUCCAUGUUCAAUUUAGGUCCAACAACUACGGCAUCGACAGCUACACCGAGUUCAUCGAGUUCAUCUACAAGCUUUACUUUUAGCACUACAUACUCGAGUACAUCAGUCCCAAGCGCUGCAGUAUCUUCAAAUGAUGCAACGACUGUUUUGGUUACUAGUUCGGCGAAUUUAGGAACUGGAUCCAGUGAAGCCCCUACAAUUUUACCAUCUACGAGUUCCAGCUUUAGUUAUAGUUCCAGUUUUAGUUCCAGUUCGACUUCGACUUCAACUUCGACCCCAACCUCGACCUUGACUUCGACUUCGGCUUCAUUUGUUGAAUCAACUUCCUUGCCAGCUUCUUCUUCUUCCUCGAGCGAGUCAAUUCCAUCUGUCACAAGCACUUCAGUUUUGAGCGCUGCAUCAAGUUCUAAUGCUGGACUAAGUGGGAUUUCAGGCGCAUCGACAGGAACAGUCCAAACUGUAUCGGUUCCUACAACUACUAGUACUUUUAGUUCAACCCCGGAAGGAAUUACCGGAGUCCCAACUGGAGCAGCAUCUAGUUCCUCGAUCGCUUCCAAACCAUCGUCCAGUUCUUAUGUCCUUGUUGGGCUCUCAUCAGCCACCACAAAGUCAGUUGCCGAACCCAGCAGUUCUAGUGGUGGAAUCGAUUUGUCUCUUGGAUUAGGGUUAAAUGGAGCUUCUACUGGUGUAUCUACAGCCUCGAGCGCAACUAGUGCUCCGAGUUCCUCAAGUGCAUCCAUCCCUAAACCAUCGACCAGCACAUUGGCAAAAUCUAGUGAAACUAAAGCUGCUGAAUCUUCAACCACAAAAUCGAGCUCGAGUUCAGUAGCACCUAUUGCCUCGGAAACUUCAAUUUCAAACUCAGGCUCAGUUGCAGGUAUCACCGGAGUACCUACUGGAUCUGGACCAUCAACAACUGUUCCAGUCUCAAUUCCAACUUCCACGGAAACUCCAAUCCAAAGCUCAAGCACUGCAGGCAUUUCCGGAGCACCUACUGGUAUAGCCCCGACGAUUAUUUCCAGUACUUCUCAAUCCACUGAAACUCCAAUCCAAAGCUCAAGCACUGGAGGCAUUUCCGGAGCACCUACUGGUAUAGCCCCAACGAUUAUUUCCAGUACUUCUCAAUCCACGGAAUCUUCAACAGCCUCUGUAGCCCCAAUUGAAUCAUCUUCGACUUCCAUUGAUGCCAUCGGAACUGGGUCAGCCCCAAGUACAAUUGUGUCCCCGUCAUCUAGCCCAUCAGCAGCUAGUUCUUCAAGCCCUAACCUUUUGGAACCAAUCGUCGCUUCUACAGGCUUGAUUCCAUCUCUUGUCAUUCUUCCUACUAUAACUUCAGAAUCUAGUUCUCAAAUCGCAUCAAAAACUUCAGCUGCUGCUUCAUCAUCUACUAGUGGAAUUACAUUUGGACCAGGUGGAGUUUUGUCUGGAUCAAGCUCUGUCAUUGCAAGUUCUACAGACACAAAUGCAUCGCCAGUAUCUGUCCCAACUGCCUCAUCUUCUGGAGUAUCAUUCUCAGGCUCAGCAGCUACCACCGCCCCUGCUUCUGAUACUACUAGUUCAACUGGCCUUUUGGGAAUUGUUGCUACCGCAGCAAGCAGUUUGGUUGGUGAUGUGACCUCAGAUGUAGGAACGGUAGUAUCUCAAAUCACAACUGCUAUUUUACCAUCGAAUACUCCAGCCUCAAGUUCAAUUGCCAAAGUUACUGGAGCAUCAAGCACUGCUUCUAUAGGUAGUUCGGCACCUUCAAGUGUGGCCGGAAUUAUUGGUGCCUCGACUGGUAUCUCAUCACCUUCCAAUACAGUUUCUGGAAUUAGUGGAGCUCCUACAGGCGUAUCUUCAAAUUCAGGAUCGACUGCCACCUCAUCAUCUUCUGGUGACUUACUUUCAUCUUUGAUUGGUGGUGUAUCGUCUUUGGUAUCUACUGCCACAUCUGAUCUUCCAACUUCUCCAACUUUGCUCCCAGAUGCUAGUGCCUCGGCUUCGUUAUCCUCGGCAGGCAUUAUUGGAGCUACUACGGCUGUUUCUAGUGCAUCUGCAUCAACAACUCCAGCUGGUUUACUUCCAUCUCUUGUCUCCGGAAUUACAUCUGAUUUACUCCCAACCAGUAUUGCCUCAGUUCCCGGGACAGCUGCUAGUGUUUCGGCUUCGCUAUCCUCGGCAGGCAUUAUUGGAGCUACUACUGGUAUUUCUAGUGCAUCUGCAUCAACAACUCCAGCUGGUUUACUUCCAUCUCUUGUCUCCGGAAUUACAUCUGAUUUACUCCCAACCAGUAUUGCCUCAGUUCCCGGGACAGCUGCUAGUGUUGCGGCUUCGCUAUCCUCGGCAGGCAUUAUUGGAGCUACUACUGGUAUUUCUAGUGGGUCUGCAUCUACUACAGUUCCAGCUGGUUUACUUCCAUCUCUUGUCUCCGGAAUCACAUCUGAUUUACUUCCAACCAGUAUUGCCUCAGUUCCUGGAACGGCUGCUAGUGUUGCGGCUUCAUUAUCUUCGGCAGGUAUUAUUGGAGCAACUACGGCUGUUUCUAGUGGGUCUGCAUCUACUACAGUUCCAGCUGGUUUACUUCCAUCUCUUGUCUCCGGAAUCACAUCUGAUUUACUCCCAACCAGUAUUGCCUCAGUUCCUGGGGCAGCUGCUAGUGUUGCGGCUUCAUUAUCUUCGGCAGGUAUUAUUGGAGCAACUACGGCUGUUUCUAGUGGGUCUGCAUCUACUACAGUUCCAGCUGGUUUACUUCCAUCUCUUAUAUCUGGGGUUACAUCUGAUUUACUUCCAACCGGUACUGCCUCAAUUUCUGGGACAGAUGUUAGUGGUUCAGCGUCCGCUACAGGCACUUUGAGCAGUGCUAGUGUCUCAGGUACUGCUUCUGCUACAGACCUUUUAUCUGGGAUCACUUCCGACCUUGGAUCUGUCACAUCUGGUUUAUUACCAACCGCCACUGCUACGGAUUUGAGUGCUUCAGCAUCCUCAGCAGGAAUUACAGGCCCAGUUACAGGAAUUAGUUCUACUGCUACCGCAUCAUCUGCCACAAUAUCAACUGGCCUUCUUCCUGGUGUAAGUUCUCUUCUUGGAUCGGUCACAUCAGAUAUUGGAUCAGUUACCUCAACAAUUUUGAGCGGAACUGGUAUAUCUGCAUCGGCUACAAUAACUUCUGAGGGUGCAUCAGCUACAGGAUUGUUGACAACUGUUAUUUCUGGUAUCACUUCUGUCAUUGGCUCUCCCACAGGUCUCUCGUCCGCUGCAGCUAGUUCUACCACACCUUCUGCUUCCAGUUCGACACCAUUGGUCAGUUUAAUAUCGAGUAUUCUUGGAUCUAGUACUAGCAGUGGUUCAUCAGCCACGAUUACAAGCCAUAUCUCCAGUGCUACCGGUGCUUCAAAUGCUACCGCUAUCAUUUCUGGAACAGAUAUCACAUCAAGCACUUCAAUAAGCCUUGGAUCUUCAUCAACAAUCUCAGGAACUGUCCUUCCAACAAGUGCGAGUGGUAAUGGGACUAUUCCAUUAUCUGCAACUAGUUUCUCCACCAGCAUUGAAACUGGAUCCUCUACAAUCAACUCUAGUUCAGGAUCAGGAACAGGAGUUGUUACUUUACCAACUCCAUCUCAAACUUCUGCAACAAGUAGAUUAGGCAAUUCCACAGACACCUCAAUCUCAGCUUCUUCAGCUCCUUCAGCUUCUUCUGGUUCAGCUUCAAGUCUAUCAAGUAUUGGAACAUCAGUUUCUGCGACAACGACCCCAAAGACGACAGUAUCUGAUAUUUCUUCAACAGCUGCUUCAUCAGCAACUGUCACAUCUGGAAGUUCAGCUAGUACAGCUCGAAUUACAUCGACAUCCUCCUCAACUACCCCAACAAUAAUUGCUUCUCCAACUCAUGAAAGUACUACAGCAGUCGUAAAAACCGAAACACCUAGCGAGACAACUGCUCCUCUCACAAUUUAUCCAACAGCUACAAAUAAUGCUACAUCAAUGUGGCUUCCACAAACCAUUAUUGUUCAAUCAUCAUCCACAAAUCAAGCUACUCCUACCAAUACUGCACUUGCGACAACUCUACCAAAGGUUAUCACUCCCAGUGGUUCUAUUCCAUCAAGUCCAGAAAAUUCCACAUUAAUUCAACUUGGUUUCCUCUACCAACUUAACUACGCAUUUGUUGUUGCCAAUUCACUUUCAUCGGCACAAAUCUUUCAAUAUCUUCCCAUUGGUAUCGCAAAUGGAUUAGGAAUUAAACAAGAACAAGUUAUCAUGCACAGUCUCAUUCCUUACAAUACACAAUCUCAAUUGGGGUUCAUCACAACUUUGGCCCUCGCUUAUAUUCCAACCGACUUGGUCAGCACUCUUCAACUUGAUUUACAUACUCCAACAGCAGCUAUCUACAACAAUCCUGAUCCAUCUAUUAACACACUUGUUAACUAUAUCAAUCCUUCCAUUCCAUUAACACCUGGUUCAACUCUUGAAGGUGGAUCUGGAACUGGAACUGGUAGUUCUGGAUCUGCAGCAACUACAAGCGCUUCUAGUGGAAAUAGUGGUGUAUUCAAUACCGAUGCUCAAAACACAUCUCCAAAGGUUAAGAGCACUACUGCUGGUAUCGUUGUUGGAGCUGCUGGAGCUGCUGCUGCCUAUGGUGCUGCCAUGUUCUUUAUCGCUCGGAGAUACAAGAAACGCAAGCUUAGCCAUCGUCGAUCAAACUCUAUGAUGAAUCCAUCGGAGAUGAGACAAUCUAGUGCUUUUACUGGUGGUGCUUUCAUGUCUGGUGGUCGUCUGACUCCUGGUGCUGCAGGACAUGAUAGAAAUAGUGGAGGAAGUGGAAGAAGUGCAGGAAAUUCAGCUCGAACGCAACAAAUCUCAGCACCAAUGAUGGCUGAAAAUUCUUUGGGAUGGAAUUGAACAUGGUCACUUUAAUAAUCUUUUUUUUUUUCACACAACUUGUACUUCAAAAGUACAUCAAGUCAAUCAAUCUUAACCUUAUCUCACUGUAUCAUAUGCACUCUCUAUCAAAAAAAUUUCUCAGCAAUCAAAUGUCUGAAUACGAGCAUCGCGCUCAUCUUUUUCCUUUCUUUUUUCCCUCCGCAAUCGCAUUCAUAAAUCCUUAGGCGUUGGGUAUCGUCUUCAUACUUCAUACCCCCUUCUGGCAUCAUAUAUAAAAUCUUUCCUCAAAAUUUUCGGGGUUGGAUUUUUGAUACAGAAGGUUUUUGUUUCUAUUUUGGGUAAAUUUGGGUGGGUAGGUGGGUAGGUGGGUAGGUGGGAUAGGAUGGAGAUGGAUGGGAUGGAAUGGAGAAAGAUAUAAGAAGAGAGAGAAAGGGAGAGAGAGAUAAGAUUUGGUGUGGAUGUGGGUGGACUGGUGGACUUGGUCGACAGGUAGGAAGGAAGGAGAAGAGAGUAGAGGAGAGGAUUAAAGAAAGCUUUUGUGUAUAUUUACGAACCCUACGAAACGCGGAUUAUUUCUUAUUAAUUUUUUUUUGAGGAUGUAUGUAUGGUAUGUAUGGUAUAUAUGUAUGUUUAUUUGAGUCUGUGUCGUUGUACGCGAGAUAAGACUUACCUGGCCUAGGUAAUUUUUUUUGUAGUGAUGUUUAUUUCUUUACUUUUUAUAAUAUUUAUUUUUAUUUUUUGGUUUGGUUGUGUAUUUGGUUGUUUUGGUUGUUUAUGUGUAUCCGCGGUUUGUUGGGGGAGAUAUAGUUAUAGUAGGU